Ostertagia ostertagi is the source of this 414-nucleotide messenger RNA. The record is from the annotation of a GenBank genome assembly. NCBI's taxonomy places the organism in Eukaryota, Metazoa, Nematoda, Chromadorea, Rhabditida, Trichostrongylidae.
AUGAUCACCUACGACAAGUACAACACGUUCGUGAUGAAUCCGCUUUUUGACAGCGGUUUGGCGUUAACGGAUGACGAGGAGAAUAGCUACUUUAUUGCUAGUGCACCCACACGAACGCUCCGGACUGCCUCGAGAGGAUCUGUGGCUUCAGACGACUGGAGCAGAAAUUAUCCGAUGCACCGAGCUGCUUAUGUUGGUGACGCGGCUGCCAUAGAAUCGCUACUGGCAUUGGGUGUCGAUGCGAAGGAAUCAGAUCGAGACUCAUGGACUCCACUCCAUUAUGCGGCUUUCUACGAACGACUAGAUGCAAUGAGAGCGCUGCUGAACAGUGGAAAUGCCAAUAACCCAUUCCUCCUCAACAAGCAGUACAAAGCUGAUAACGAUGUUUAUUGGUUAGAAAUGAAGAUGACAUAG